AUGGCUUCUGAGAACCAAGACGACCGGGAUACGUAUGAGGAGAAGAAUGUGCACGAGGUGUACCAGCAGAUUGCGAAACAUUUUUCGGCAACGAGAUACAAGCCAUGGCCCAUUGUGGAACGUUUUCUUCUGAGUCAGAAUCCCGGCGCUAUUGGGUUGGAUGUAGGAUGUGGCAAUGGCAAGUACCUGCCGGUAAAUAAAAGUGUCUAUAUCGUGGCAUCCGAUCGAUCCGAAAAUCUCGCGCGAAUUGCACGUCAACAUCAGCCACACUCGACCAUCUUGGCUGAUGUUCUAAAUCUGCCACAUCCAGGCUCAUUCUUUGAUUUCGCAAUUUCAAUUGCCGUUGUGCAUCAUCUGUCCACCCCAGAACGAAGAAUUCAAGCAGUUCGUGAAAUCCUGCGAACGCUAAAACCUGCCUCGGGCGAUGCUCUCGGCGGCAAAGCUCUGAUCUAUGUCUGGGCACUUGAGCAAAAGUCUAGCCGCAGAGGAUGGGAUAAAGGGGAUGACCAGGAUAUCAUGGUUCCCUGGGUCAUGAAGACUCCCAGCCCUCAAGACACCCAAGAUACCCAAGAUACCCAACCAAAGGUGUUCCACCGAUAUUAUCAUCUCUACCAAGCUGCGGAACUGGAGCGGGACGUUGACAGCGCGGGCGGCCGGGUGCUGGAAUCCGGGUACGAUAAAGAUAACUGGUGGGCGAUCGCGACGCGAGUAGAUCAGAAAUAA
Messenger RNA from Aspergillus puulaauensis, 723 nucleotides. RefSeq names its product tRNA (carboxymethyluridine(34)-5-O)-methyltransferase (gene TRM9). The transcript has 3 exons. Lineage: Eukaryota; Fungi; Ascomycota; Eurotiomycetes; Eurotiales; Aspergillaceae. Gene Ontology annotation, molecular function: tRNA binding; S-adenosylmethionine-dependent methyltransferase activity. Gene Ontology annotation, cellular component: nucleus; cytoplasm. Bases 1 to 723 code for a protein of 240 amino acids. Gene Ontology annotation, biological process: tRNA wobble uridine modification. The record is from RefSeq and is a predicted model, not a curated record.